UUUCUCUCUGACAAAUGACAUAACCUGCUAGCCCUAGUUGAAUUUUUUAUUUUCCUCCUACAAAAAUUUCUUCACAUUUUUUUUUCUCGGAUAAAAUAAAAAUAAAAAAUCGAGAUGAAUUUUAUGAACUGCCUAAAAACGGUUAAUGUAAUUGCCCGACAAUCAGUCCGGGAGUAUGCCUUCAAGUCAGAUUUAAAGAUCAAAUGGAAUCGACCAGAAAAGAUUUCUUGCAUUUUGCCUGAGAAAAGCGGUGACCUUAGCAAAUUGCCUACUAUCAAUAAAAAAGAUCCACUACCCGAUUUUCGUGAUUCCAAAGAAUUGAAGGAGGCCGAUGACAUAGUAAAAUCACUUUUUCAACUUGAAAAUAAUCCAAAAAUCUUCACGAGUAAUCUUUAUCGAGAAAUGCUUGUCAAAGAAGUACAAAGACAUCCUCUAGAUCUUGGUUCAAUGGAAGCUAAAUUGGCCAAAAUGACGGCUACCAUUCGUAUUUUCCAAGAGCGUAUGGAACAGUUUCCUCGCAAUAAAAAAAUGAAAGUUACACUCAAAGAAAUGAUUGACAAACGUAAGAAGUUCCUCAAGUAUCUAAGACGUUGGGACUACAAACGUUUCGAAUGGAUUCUUGAGAAAUUAGAUUUGGAAUAUAAAUCACCACCGAGCCACUUUCACUGGAUUACCCGCAAAGAAUCUUUGCGCAAAUUAACCAACACUCAUUGUAGAACAUUUCAACAUGACAAAUUGAAGGAAUAUCGUUUGAAAUUGCAGGCACAACAAAUUCCAUUUUUGGAAGAGAAAAUCAAGAAUUUAGAAUUCAUUCGUAAGGAACAGCAAGAAUGUCAAUUAGCGGUGACUGUUAGUGAAGAUGAAAUCAAUGCUGUCAAGAAGCAACUGGAAGAGUUGAAGGUUAAAGAAGAUGAGAAAGUUGUUAAAUCUAGUUAAGGUAUUUCAUGCUGGUUAAAAUAAAAAUAGAAUGAAUGAAUUAACUUUUA
Episyrphus balteatus (marmalade hoverfly) is the source of this 986-nucleotide messenger RNA. It is a transcript of the gene bonsai, whose product is annotated as 28S ribosomal protein S15, mitochondrial. Bases 115 to 936 code for a protein of 273 amino acids. The record is from RefSeq and is a predicted model, not a curated record. Gene Ontology annotation, molecular function: structural constituent of ribosome. NCBI's taxonomy places the organism in Eukaryota, Metazoa, Arthropoda, Insecta, Diptera, Syrphidae. The transcript is spliced from 3 exons. Gene Ontology annotation, cellular component: ribosome. Gene Ontology annotation, biological process: translation.